Molecule: messenger RNA, 4195 nt
Organism: Equus caballus (horse)
Lineage: Eukaryota; Metazoa; Chordata; Mammalia; Perissodactyla; Equidae
Gene: MINPP1
Product: multiple inositol-polyphosphate phosphatase 1
Molecular function (GO): inositol phosphate phosphatase activity; acid phosphatase activity
Source: RefSeq, a predicted model, not a curated record
UUCUAGCUUCGUCGGUACGUCGCCCUCCGCGGGCCGCAGCGCAUGAUGCUCCGCGACCCCCGCCGCCUUCUCAGGGUGUCUGUGGCCCCCGCGGCGGCCCUAGCUGUGGCCGUGCUGUCGUCGCUCUCGCGCUGCUCCCUCCUGGAGCCGGAGGACUGCGUGAUCUCGGCGCUCAGCCCCUACUUCGGCACCAAGACUCGCUACGAGGAUGUCAACCCCGGGCUGCUGCUGGACCCCGAGGCGCCGCGGCGGGACCCGGAGCUGUUGGAGGAGACCUGCACGCCGGUGCAGCUGGUCGCCCUCAUCCGCCAUGGCACCCGCUACCCUACGGCCAAACAGAUCCGCAAGCUGCGACAGCUGCACGGCUUGCUGCAGGCCCGCGGGCCCGGGGAUGACAAGACCUGCGCUGCCGGCAGUCACGACCUGAGGGCCGCGCUGGCCGCCUGGCCGCUGGGGUACGCGGAAUGGAUGGACGGGCAGCUGGUGGAGAAGGGGUGGCAGGACAUGCGACAGCUGGCGCUGCGCCUCGCUUCCCUUUUCCCGGCCCUCUUCAGUUUCGAGAACUACUGCCGCCUGCAGCUCAUCACCAGCUCCAAGCAUCGCUGCGUGGACAGCGGCGCCGCCUUCCUGCAGGGGCUGUGGCAGCACUACCACCCUGGGUUGCCGCCGCCGGACAUCGCAGACAUGGAGUGUGGGACUCCAAGAAUUAAUGAUAAACUAAUGAGGUUCUUUGAUCAUUGUGAGAAGCUUUUAACUGAAGUGGAAAGGAAUGCUACUGCUCUUUAUCAUGUAGAAGCCUUCAAAACUGGACCAGAAAUGCAGAACAUUGUAAAAAAAGUUGCAGCUACUUUGCAAGUACCAGUCAGCAAUUUAAGUGCAGAUUUAAUUCAGGUAGCUUUUUUUACCUGUUCAUUUGACCUGGCAAUUAAAGGUGUUAAAUCUCCUUGGUGUGAUGUUUUUGACAUAGAUGAUGCAAAGGUAUUAGAAUAUUUAAAUGAUCUGAAGCAAUAUUGGAAAAGAGGAUAUGGGUAUACUAUUAAUAGUCGAUCCAGCUGCACCCUGUUUCAGGAUAUCUUUCAGCACUUGGACAAAGCAGUUGAACAGAAACAAAGGUCUCAGCCAGUUUCCUCCCCAGUCAUCCUUCAGUUUGGUCAUGCAGAGACACUUCUUCCACUGCUUUCUCUCAUGGGCUACUUCAAAGACAAGGAGCCCCUAACAGCUUACAAUUAUAAGGAACAAAUGCAUCGGAAGUUCCGAAGCGGUCACAUUGUACCCUAUGCCUCGAACCUAAUAUUUGUGCUUUACCAUUGUAAAAAUGCUAAGAAUCCUAAAGAAGAAUUCCAAGUGCAGAUGUUAUUGAAUGAAAAGGUGUUACCAUUGGCUCACUCACAAGAAACUGUUUCUUUGUAUGAGGAUCUGAAGAACCACUAUAAGGACAUCCUUCAGAAUUGUCAUACCAGUAAAGAAUGUGAAUUACCAAAGGUGAACAACACAUCUGAUGAGCUGUAAUAACUGGAGAACAUUUUUAAUUCAUCUAGAAUCUAUAGGGAGUGAUUAUUCCUAUGCUUGGAAUAGGUGGGCAGUCCCUCGUUAUCACAUUAUUUGGGUAUUUCUGUCUUUUCACAGAAAAAUGUUCUUUCUUUUUGAGUCUGGACAUGGAUGUAUAAAAAAAGAUUCUUCACUGGAGCAGCUCGCUUGAGGGGAAAAAAAUCUUUUCAAAGAAAUAGCUGGCACUGCAAAUGUUUACAGAAAUUGUAUUCCCCCUAUUUAUCUAAGAAAUCUCACACUGAGAUAGAAUAUGAUUUCAAAAUGAUACUUGAAAAUGCUAGAGUAACAAAAUAGCAUGUGAGUUGGCCGAUCCGUACCUGACGGAACUGAGUCUAGGAAGACCAGGUGUGCGGCAGUUCUGUUCUCCUCAGGUAGCACGGUUCUAGUUUUGUCUUUUUUAAUCAGAAAUGUUGUGAUGGACUAGGAGUAUCACUUUGGAAGAAAGCUAACAUCUCUCUAGUUGAGAAUUGGAAACAAUGUUAAGAAACAGUCUGAUUUAAAAGGACACCUUCACUGAAGGAAGACAAAAAGUCUAAUAAAAUAAAUAUUUUUGUUAAUAGUAUUUAUAAAGUAUUUGAACACUUUUUCAAUAAUUCCUUUUAACCUCCUAGUGAGUCUUGCAAGGCCAUUCUUUAGUUAUUAUCAUACCUGUUUUAUGGAAGACAGAGGACCAUUAGCAACAAGUCAGAUGGAUAGAAUUAAAGUUUCUUAAAUCCAUUGCUGAGCAAUUUUUUCCAUUGUCUCACUUUGCUUUUAUUUUUAUAUUUUGCUUUUGUGAAAUGUAUCUUUUGGUUGUUUAAUUUCUUUUCUCUUUUUUUUAAAAAAAAAAAAAUAAAGUCUUCAUCCUGGCUGGCUUAGUUUCACAGAUAUGAACCCAUUUCAAAGAAAUAGUUCUGAGUUCUGUCAAAUGCCGUGAAAGUAUUUGCUAUAAUAAUAAACAGAAUUCUUGUGACUUUACCAGGUCUUUUCUGCUUUCUGUGUUAAUAGGCAAUCAUUAAUUGACGGUAAAAAGUUUGAAUUUCAAGCAUCUUUGACUAAAUCAGUCAAUAUAAGGCAAUUUUCUUCUAAUAGACAUUUCCUCAAAUAAAUUUUCUCUUCGUAAAGAAAAAUGGAAAUCUGUUUUAUUAAAAAUCUAAAUAAGAAGGAUCAUAAUUUAUAUAGUGAAAUUAUAAAAGAAGAUGCAUAGAUCAUUGAUCUUCAAAUGAAUGAUGUUUAUAAAAUAGAUGAUGAGCUGGUAAAUACUGCUGAUGCAUCAAUACACUGCUGAUUGUUCCUGCCAAGGUCUGGUAUUAUCUUUUUUUAAUUUGUAAAUAAGCAGACAAGAAGAGAAUAAUAUAAUGAGCAUUCAUGCCCAUCAUUCUGUUUUAUCAAAAUUAACAUUGUAACAUUGAGUUUGGAUCCAAAUAAGAACAGUUGGGGACUUUCGUAUGCCUCCCUGAUGCUAUUGCCCUCACUCCCUGCCUGGAGGUAACCACCAGCAUAAAAUUCAGUAUUCUCCAUUCCAUUGCAUGCUUGACUCUGGAAACUUGUAGUAGUGUUGUGGGAAUUUUAAAAUUUUCUAUAAAAAGACUUAUACUGUGCAUAUCAUUUUUGAAUGAGUGAUUUAUUUUAACGGCUGCAUUUGUUUUUCAAGACUUUUUCUGGUCCUGAUCAUUUGUCUCAAAUUACUACCGUGAAUUCAUUAAUACCUAUUGAGUACUUUUUAUGUACAAACACUAGACUCAGUCUAUGAGCAUAUAAAUUUGAAUGAACCUAUUUCUUUCAAGAAGUUAUCUUAAAAGACCUUGAAACAAAUUUACUUGGUGUAUGACACAUUAAAUAAUUUUUGAUUCAUAAGCUUUUAAUAGACUAUGAAAGUUUUAUAGGAAUUCUUUAAUUUCAUUGUUAAAUAGAACGAUAUAGUCAUCUUUGUAGUCUUUGGUAUGUAAAAUAUUUCAGGCUGGAAGACAAGUGUGGUCCAUUUUUGUUAAUGUUACAGAGGUUGUGAUAUUAUUUUGGUGCUAUUAUUCUUAUUUAGGAAAUGCCAAAAAUUGAAGAAUCUCAUGAUGAAAAACUAAAGGUCUUUAUAGGAAUAGAAUAUAUAAAAAGUUGAACAUCAAAAAAUAAUCUUUGGCUAACAAGAGUUCAUUCAUAGUAGGUGACCAGAUUACUCAGUUAAGCCAAAAUUUAAUCACUAUUGCUUCUAACAUUUUGGUUGAUUAAUAAAUAGCCUAUGAACAUUAGCCAUUUUUCUGUCUAAUCUGCAACUUGAUGUGUACAGUGCAUUGUACUGUUUUUUAUAGUCAUGUUAUCAUUUUGAAGUUUCUGCUCUCAAACACUUAAUCAUUCAUUUGAUACUGUUUUUGUGUAUAAUUUUUAUCUUAAUUUUAACACUGAAAGCAAAACUCAACCUGUAAAGAAAAAGGAGCUUCAUUUUUUCUAGGCAUAGUCAACUUUUAUGAUAUCUUUACUUGAGUGCUUUCCUUUUGUAAACUGCAGAACUGAUGCAUGCUUAAGUAUUUGAGUUACACACAACCAAACCAGAAUAGAUAAGUGUAAAUUUUUGGAAUAUUCUCCAAGAUGCUAUUCCGUGUAGUUCAUUAAUGAUCCUUGGAAUUCGGACUGUCUUCUACCAAAUGUAAGCUGAAAAUAAAUAUUUGCAUUACCA